CAAUACAACGAGGCAAAGUGAUUAAUAAACAGCAACUCCGGGAUUGGGUGUUCUUCAUCGGAUCAAAAUCAACAUCUCUACUUCAAAGUCCAUUGAUCUGUUAGUUUAAUUCCCAUUUAGAAACCUUAGUAUUUAUCGUAAUUUUACAAUAAUCAUGUCCAUGCUCGUCAACUGUUCUCAUUGCUGGACUCCACUGCAACUCCCUCCCGGCGCCCGAUCCAUACGCUGCUCUAUCUGCCAGGCUGUUACUCGCAUCGCCGAUGCGCGAACUGCUCCACCUCCUCCGUCAUAUGCUCCUUCCUCUACCCACGCACUACCUCCUCCGUCUUCUGCUCCUUCAUCUACCUACGCGCCACCUUUACCUUGUCCCUACAAUUACGCUCCGCCUGGGCCUCCUCCGAACGCGCACGGGAGAAAGAAGGCUGUGAUAUGUGGCAUAUCGUAUAGGUUUUCGAGAUAUGAGCUGAAGGGAUGCAUAAACGAUGCCAAGUGUAUGCGUUACCUUGUAAUCAACAAGUUUCAUUUCCCUGAAGAUUCUAUUCUUAUGCUUACUGAAGAGGAAACAGACCCCUAUAGAAUUCCUACUAAGCACAACCUGAGGAUGGCAUUAUACUGGCUCGUACAAGGUUGUCAACCUGGAGAUUCCCUGCUUUUCCACUAUUCUGGUCACGGUUCACGUCAAAUAAACUAUACUGGUGAUGAAGUUGAUGGAUAUGAUGAAACUCUAUGCCCCCUAGACUUUGAAAGUCAAGGUAUGAUUGUUGAUGAUGAAAUCAACGAAACAAUUGUUAGACCUCUUCCUCAAGGUGUGAAGCUCCAUGCAAUAAUCGAUGCUUGUCACAGUGGCACUGUGUUGGAUCUACCCUUCUUAUGCAGAAUGAACAGGAAUGGACAAUAUGCGUGGGAGGACCAUCGUCCACGAUCAGGCAUGUGGAAAGGAACAAAUGGUGGAGAAGUCAUUUCCUUCAGCGGUUGUGAUGACAAUCAAACAUCUGCUGAUACAUCUGCUCUGUCCAAAAUAACAUCCACAGGUGCAAUGACUUUUUGCUUCAUCGAAGCCAUUGAGCGUGGACGCGGGACAACAUAUGGGAGCAUUCUCAAUUCAAUGCGGGCUGCUAUUCGAAAUACUGGUACCCGUAAUGACCUUGGAGGUGGUGCUACGACAUCUCUCCUCACCAUGCUUGUAACAGGAGGUAGUGUUGGUGUUGGUGGUGGACUUAAACAGGAGCCGCAGUUGACUGCCUGCCAGCCGUUUGAUGUAUAUACAAAACCUUUCUCUUUAUGAAGAUUAAAGAAAGGUACAUAUUUAUUGUGACCAACUAUAAAAGAAGAGCGGUCUCUUACAAUUUGUUGUCGAUAUAGUAAAAGCAUAACUCGCGGUGCUGAUGAUCCUUAUUUUGUUACAUGUAGCUUAAUUUAUUACAUGGCAAUUGACACCUACAUUAGUAACUGGUCAUUUUUGUCAGAAAUGUCCAUCAUGUCCAUUACCAUAUGGAUUUGGGUUCUUCCUAUUAGAUUUAUAAUAUAACAGGGAAUGUUAUUUGUCA
Ricinus communis (castor bean) is the source of this 1547-nucleotide messenger RNA. RefSeq names its product metacaspase-1. The coding region runs from base 155 to 1285 and encodes 376 amino acids. Gene Ontology annotation, molecular function: cysteine-type endopeptidase activity. The transcript is spliced from 5 exons. Gene Ontology annotation, biological process: proteolysis. Lineage: Eukaryota; Viridiplantae; Streptophyta; Magnoliopsida; Malpighiales; Euphorbiaceae. The record is from RefSeq and is a predicted model, not a curated record.